CGUGAGUCGAGGAAGUGGGUUGAAGAGGAAACUUCGGCGGCGGUGAGGAGUUCGUUGUUUAUUCCCCGCUCAUACAGGAUUAAACCACCGAGAGACUUUAGGAAAAAUGUCGGCGUUUGAUGACAACCCCUUCGCGGAGUCGUCUGGCGUCAACCCUUUCAAUGACCCAGCUGUCACACAAGUGACAAAUUCCAGUAUUGAGCCUAGUCAGUACAACCCUUUCCCUGCCACAAGCCUGGCUAGUCAGACCACUGCAGCGUCCACUUCCCCUUAUCAACCUGCAGUGCUGCAGCCAUCUACAGAGCCCACUCCACAGGCAACCGCCGCUGCAGCACAGGCCAACCUGCUGAGGCAGCAAGAAGAGCUGGAAAGGAAAGCUGCCGAGCUGGACCGCAGAGAGCAGGAGCUGCAGAACCGAGGCUCCUCAGGUAAAGAAAACAACUGGCCCCCACUUCCCAAGAGUUUCCCUAUCAAGCCGUGUUUCUAUCAGGACUUCUCUGAGGAAAUCCCCACUGAGUAUCAGAGGGUGUGCAAGAUGAUGUACUACCUCUGGAUGUUCAACUGUGUGACACUCUUCCUCAACAUGCUGGCAUGCCUGGCCUACUUCACCACGUCAGCUUCUUACGGUGUCGAUUUUGGCCUCUCCAUCCUUUGGCUCAUCCUCUUCGCUCCCUGCUCCUUCCUCUGCUGGUAUCGGCCGGUCUACAAGGCCUUCAAGUCCGACAGCUCCUUCAGCUUCUUCUUCUUCUUCUUUGUCUUCUUCUGCCAAGUGGCCAUCUUCAUCAUCCAGGCAGUGGGUAUCCCCAGGUGGGGCAACAGCGGUUGGAUCGCCGCCUUCUCGGUCAUCAACACAUCCAAAGCGGUGGGCGCCAUCAUGAUCAUAGUGGCCAUCCUCUUCACCAUUUGCGCCGUCAUGUCCGUCAUCCUCCUCAAGAUGGUUCACGGCAUGUACCGCCGAACCGGGGCCAGCUUCCAUAAGGCCCAGCAGGAGUUCUCGCAAGGCAUUUUCACCAAUAAAACAUUCCAAACUGCCGCCGCCAACGCAGCAGCGUCUGCAGCACAAGGAUCUUUCCAGGCAAACAACUAGCAGGAGCUACGCUAACUGUUCAGGUCAUGGUAUUUACAUUAUAAGGUUGGGGGUUGACUUAAAGUGAGCAGGCCGGCGUCCAACCUUUUAAUGCGUCGACCUUGAGCAAGGAGAAGAUGCACUCGCAGACACCCACCUAUAGAUGACAUCAUCUGGAGGAGUGAGAACCACACCAGGUGCAUUGUGGGUAGAGCGCGAGAGACGUUGACUGAUGGCUCAUUUCACUCGGUCUUGGCUUUGUAUAUUUUGUGUGCACUUUUUUGGCUACGCUCGUCAAUUUAUAUUGUGCGUGGCUUUUUUUUUUUCUGCAUGUGUGAGAUUCUUUACAUGACGGUUUUUCUUUUGUGUGUCAUUGUUUGGCAAUUGGAAAUUUAGUUUUUGUUGACAAAUGGCAAAAUAUAGCAAUCAUAUUCGGACUUAAAUUACUCAGUUAAGAUGGUCUAGUCGACUUUUCCUGAUGUUUGCUUACAAAAACCUAUUAUUUGAAAACAAGUUUGUGCGUGUAGACUUUUUCUACCCACAGUAGAUGCCUUACUUUUCCCAAGACGAAAAACAAUACAAUGCAAAACUGUUAGAACCUCACGGCAACGACAAUGAUUUAUUAUCUUUUGCAGGAAUCUAAACCUGAUGUUACUCCCAACAGAACAUGAAGAUGUUGUCACUUCCCCUUUUGAUUUCAAAUUCCAAAAAAUGUUUUGUAAGGAUGUAUAUUUUCAGCGCGCCUUUGUUUAUUAUGAUGACAUAUCAGCUCUGUGAUUGUAGACGAAUUAGAAAUGUUUUUGCAUCAGAUGAAUCUCUAGAAUUAAUUUAACAUUUGAUCCAGCAGCCAAAUGGUAGGACAACAAAUAUGCAUUUUCUCAAUUUAUACUGUGUCUAAAGAAGUCAGUUGCUUUUGGUAUGAAAAUAUUUAAUGUAGCGUCUAAUAAUAAAAAUGCUUUGCUUUCAA
Messenger RNA from Corythoichthys intestinalis (scribbled pipefish), 2033 nucleotides. It is a transcript of the gene scamp2, whose product is annotated as secretory carrier membrane protein 2. The transcript is spliced from 9 exons. Gene Ontology annotation, cellular component: recycling endosome membrane; trans-Golgi network membrane. Gene Ontology annotation, biological process: protein transport. NCBI's taxonomy places the organism in Eukaryota, Metazoa, Chordata, Actinopteri, Syngnathiformes, Syngnathidae. The coding region runs from base 107 to 1087 and encodes 326 amino acids. The record is from RefSeq and is a predicted model, not a curated record.